Messenger RNA from Helianthus annuus (common sunflower), 939 nucleotides. RefSeq lists its product as uncharacterized. Bases 1 to 939 code for a protein of 312 amino acids. NCBI's taxonomy places the organism in Eukaryota, Viridiplantae, Streptophyta, Magnoliopsida, Asterales, Asteraceae. The transcript has a single exon. The record is from RefSeq and is a predicted model, not a curated record.
AUGAGUUGGGGAUGGCGAAAGAUUUUAUCUAUUCGUCAUAUCAUUCGGCCUUACAUUUGGUCUUCUAUUCAGAGUGGGUCUCAAACCAAUGUGUGGAGUGAUAUGUGGUGCUCGCUAAGUCCGCUUAGUUCCUUUAUAACUCCUCGGGCUAUUGCUAAUGCUGGUUUUUCGUUACACUCUACAGUCGCAGACGUUAUUGAUCAAAAUGGAAAUUGGAAGUGGCCGCAAGCGUGGUUGGAUCUCUUUCCGGUGUUACUAACGAUCUCGGUUCCGAAUAUUGUCCCUAACUCUAUUGAUCGUUUGGUGUGGAAAGGUUUGGAUGGGAAAACUGGUGAACUCCAAUCGGCUCAGGUGUGGAAUACAAUUCGGAAUAGGGAGAAUCAGGUGAUGUGGUCUAACAUGGUUUGGUUUUCUCAAUGCAUUCUGAGGCACUCAUUUCAUUUGUGGCUAGCGUUUCGAAAUAAAUUAAAAACUCAGGACCGGUUGACAGCUUGGGAAGCAGGGAGUCUUACAAAUUUAAAUUUGAUGUGUUGUCCGCUGUGUUACUCGGAUCGUGAUAGUCGGGAUCAUUUAUUUUUCAGAUGCUCUUUUGCGGAGCAUGUGUGGAGUAAUGUUAAGAUGUUGGUUCAGCUGAGGAGCGUGGAUAAUACUUGGGAAUCGUUAUUAGGCUGGGUGGAUCAACAUUCAAGUUCUAAAAAAGCGGAUUAUGUCAUUUGUAAGUUGUUGAUUGCGGCGUCGUCUUACUACAUCUGGCAAGAGAGGAAUAACAGAAUGUUUAAAAAUCAUAAGAGGACGGUAGCUCAAGUAAUUGUGGUAAUUAAGAACUCGGUUCGAUUGCGUCUCAUGGGAUUCAGGUUUCGGGUGGAUUCAACUAAGAAAAGGAUUUUCAAGUUGUGGAAGAUUGAAGAGAACGAAGAUAAUGUAGCGAAGCCAGGCUAA